Messenger RNA from Cydia splendana, 1842 nucleotides. Its product is annotated as phorbol ester/diacylglycerol-binding protein unc-13-like. NCBI's taxonomy places the organism in Eukaryota, Metazoa, Arthropoda, Insecta, Lepidoptera, Tortricidae. The coding region runs from base 463 to 1842 and encodes 459 amino acids. Gene Ontology annotation, cellular component: plasma membrane; presynaptic membrane; terminal bouton. Gene Ontology annotation, biological process: dense core granule priming; synaptic vesicle maturation; synaptic transmission, glutamatergic. Gene Ontology annotation, molecular function: diacylglycerol binding; calmodulin binding; syntaxin-1 binding. The record is from RefSeq and is a predicted model, not a curated record. The transcript is spliced from 13 exons.
UAAAUACUUAAACCUAACCUAACGCGACCUACAUAAGUUAACACUACUCAAGUUAUGGUGUUCAAGUACACUGAAUCAUUGCAAGUCACUGAACAGAAAACGUCAAUACAAGAGAAGGGAUGACCCAAUUUCAGGGCCGGAUAAGGGUCAGUGUACCAACCAUGAGAACUGCAUGAGCAGGCCCAGGACAGUGCAAUAAUUGCAUCAAGUUUAACCGGGUCCGAUCGAUGUGAGGGUAUUUACCUCUCCGGGCGAAAAUAAUCCGGUGCCGGUGAUGUCAGAGUGUAGCGUAGUACGCUUGCGCGGCCGGUGGCGAGUAGCCGGGCGUCAGUCGGUCGCCGGCCCGCGUGAAUCGGGCGCGCGAGUCAAAAUAUGCCGCCCCGCGGCGGCCGGUGAGGCGGCGGCCCCGCCGACCGCCCCGGGUCGACGGGCCAAGCCAGCUCCAAAGACAAGAGCCUCACCAUGUCUUUGCUCAGCGUCACAGUUAAAAAAGCGCGUUAUGUCGGUAUACAAGCAACACAAUUCAACACGUACGUGACACUCAAACUGCAGAAUGUCAAGUCGACGACGGUGACAGUCAAGGGGCCCACACCGUGCUGGGAGCAAGAUUUCCUGUUUGAAACCAACGACAUCAACCAGGGCUUACUAGUAGAGGUGUGGAACAAAGGCGUCAUCUGGGACCGGGCGCUCGGCUACCACUACUUGCCUCUCACCUCCGUCGCUUAUAACGAGGAGUGCGGCGGUCGCUGGGUAGAGCUCGAAGCCCAGUUGAUGAUGCGAGGCGGGGCCGUUGUGGGCACCACGGGGCCCACGGGCCACGCUCUGCUGCUUGACUGCCGGUUUGAACCGCCUUUCGACGCAGAAGGCACGGGCGGCGCCGACUUACAGCGUAAGCUGGAUCUUCUCAACGGUGCCCUCGACGCUGAACGCGCCGAGCAAGCUCGUCGGCAGAUGCAGUAUAUAGCUCAUUCGGGUUACUCCGAGGAUUCCGACUACACGUCGGACCUCAACUAUCCCGUGGGUCAGCAUGCCAACUGCAGCGCCUCGCAGUUCCGUACCGCCGCGCAUCAAAUGCACACGCCACAGAGAUCACUGGAGGUGUCCAGAGAAAAUUCAUCGGAGAGAGAGGAAUAUCAUAUGCACGGAGACACCGACCCGCUUUACUAUAAUAGUCAGCCAAGAACAAAUAGGUUAGAAACGUGGUCACAACUACAUGCUCAAACAAGCGUCGAGUCUGCGAUAUCUUGGCGAACAGCUGCCGAUUGGCAAUCCGCAGAAGACCAAAGGCGGCCGAGCCUGGAGAGGCAGAAUACGCUUUACGACGAAAGUAUGGGCUACGGUUAUGACCCAUAUUCCAAUAGCACGCACAUUAGGGACCAUUCGCAUUUAUCGCAGCAACCCAGCUACGAAGAGUACUUCGACUCAAGUAGCUUCCCGUACCAGAUAUCGUACGCGGCAGAGGACUCAAGGCAGUGGGACAGCGGCGGGCGCUACUUCUACGAUGAGUGCUGCGGCCUCACGCCGACGGAAUACGAGAACAUAGUUAAUAAGAGGCGGUCUUCUGUCGUUCAGUUGCCACAAGUGCCGCAUAAACAGAGGAUCAGCGCGGAUUCGUGGCAGUGGGACAGCGGCGGGCGCUACUUCUACGACGAGUGCUACGGCCUCACGCCGACGGAAUACGAGAACAUAGUUAAUAAGAGGCGGUCUUCUGUCGUUCAGUUGCCACAAGUGCCGCAUAAACAGGCCGAUACCGUCCGGCGGACUGUUAAUCAGUGGGCCCCUUUACUAUACAUAACUGCUGUAACCAUCUGUCGUCCAAUUGGUCUGCCUAAGAUAGUUUAA